Dibothriocephalus latus is the source of this 483-nucleotide messenger RNA. Lineage: Eukaryota; Metazoa; Platyhelminthes; Cestoda; Diphyllobothriidea; Diphyllobothriidae. The record is from the annotation of a GenBank genome assembly.
CUGGAAGACGGGAAGAUAAGGACAACGGUCUAUCGUAAGGCAACCAACACCGUGCGUAUCCUCCACUUCAGAAGCAACCACCCUGUCGGGCACAAACGCAGUUUUGUUAGGAACCUCUUCCAACGCGUUCAGACGCACUGCAGUGACGACAGUGGAAAGAAGGAGGAGAUUAAAUACUUGCAUGCCCUCUUUGAAGCUAACGGUUAUCCAAAGUCCUUCAUCCGCAAGUGUCUUAAGAAGCCCCACCUUGAGUGGUCAAACGGAGAAGGCCCCAUGUUUUGGCACGCUAUCCCUUAUGUGAAGAACGUAUCCGAGGCGACUGCAAGAAUCCUGAAGCCAUUCGAGAUCGGUGUGGCUCACAAGCCGGAAUCAACCAUCAGACAACAGACUAUGAGGCCCAAAGACCAGCUACCCUCGACAGAACAGUCUCGCCUUUGCCGGGGCUACCUGCAGAAGCAGUCCGAGGAGCAGCACUGUCAGUAG